AUGGUCAAAUCAGAAGCAAGAGCUGCUCAAAAAAACCAACGCUCGAAGGUGAACGCUAUCACGGAGAAGCCUCUGACGCUGGUUUACGAAGAAAAGGAGGAGGUUCAGAUCCACCCCAACCAGUCGGAGGCGACCACCUUCAUAGCCGCUGAUCUGCAAAGCGCAAAGAAGGCAGAGUUGGUCGCCUGCUUUAGACUAAAUUAUGAUGUGUUCGCUUGGUCGACACAUGAGCUUCCCGGCAUCUCGCCGAGUAUCGACCGCAACAUGGAAGUAUAUGUCGAUGACAUAUUAAUAAAACCCCUCCAAGCUGUUGAUCUUUGUGCAGCCAUUGGCGAGACCUGCCAAACUCUGAUGGCUUAUGGAAUAAAGCUGAACCCGAGAAAAUGUCUGUUUGGUGCGAAGAGCGAUUGA
Molecule: messenger RNA, 411 nt
Organism: Zingiber officinale
Lineage: Eukaryota; Viridiplantae; Streptophyta; Magnoliopsida; Zingiberales; Zingiberaceae
Exons: 2
Coding region: 1-411 (136 amino acids)
Source: RefSeq, a predicted model, not a curated record